AUGCUCAAGAGACUAGUUCGGUUCAUGUCUUCGAUGGACCAAUUUAGAAUCGUGCAAGAGGGCCGGGCCACGGUCUUGGCACCCAAAGAGGAUAAGGUUUUCUACAAUCCGAUCCAGCAAUUCAACCGAGACUUAUCUGUGAUGGCCAUCCAAGCAUGGUUGCAGGAACACAAACAGAGCAAAGUGGGCAAACGAGAGCUCCAGCGGGCAGAGAGGCCGCUCAAGAAGAUGAAGCUCGAGGAGAAAGACGCAGAGAAGGAGGGAACUCAACCAGAGAAGAAGGAAACACAACCAGAGAAGGAGGAAGCACAACCAGAGAAGGAGGAAGCACAACCAGAGAAGGAGGGAACACAACCAGAGAAUAGCGGCAAGGCGUCCGAGUCUACAGAGGAUGGCGAGAGCCAUGCCAAGGCUGCCACCGGCGAAAACGCAGAUGGAGGCGCUCGAUUUGUCCGUAUCCUUGAAGCGCUUUCUGCCACCGGGCUCCGGGCCAUCCGCUACGGGCACGAGGUUCCGCAGGUCUCCCGCGUGGUGGCCAACGACCUUCUUCCUGCGGCGGUCGAGUCCAUCACACGCAGCGUGGCCCACAACGGCCUCUCGCACCUUGUCCAGGCACACCAGGGCGACGCCAUUCGGUACAUGGCGCUGGGCGAGCAGUUCCACGUGGUGGACUUGGAUCCGUACGGGACCGCCGCGCCUUUCCUCGACAGCGCCAUCCAGAGCGUGCGGGACGGCGGGUUGCUUCUUGUCACAUGCACCGACGCUGGCGUUUUGGCCGGCAGCGGGUACCCCGAAAAAUGUUUUGCGCUCUACGGCGGAAACAACCUAGGCAGCGCGGCGGCGCUGGAGGCGAACCACGAGGCCGGGCUCCGGCUCAUUUUGGGCGCCAUCGCUGCGGCGGGCGCGCGCCACAAGAAGGCCAUCGAGCCCGUCUUGAGCUUGAGCGUCGACUACUACUUCCGAGUGUUUGUGCGGGUGCGCGCGAGCGGGCUCGCGGUGAAACAGCUUGCGAGCGAAACCAUGCUCGCCUACCACUGUGUGGGGUGCGGCAACAUUGUCGAGCAGCGCAUGGGCCGCGCGGGCAAGGGCAAGUUCCAUACGCCGCGCGUGACUUUUGAGGGCAAGGCGAGGGAAUCCAAGGAAGCAGAGAGCCAGGAGAGCCAGCAGAGCCAGCAGAAGGAGAAUACACUGGCAAAACAGAGAAAGAAGCACGACGACGAAGAGACACACUUUUCCGGCGGCUUGUGCGGCUUCUGCUCUCGGCCGCACCACUUGGCCGGGCCCAUGUGGGGCGGCGAGUUGCACAGCGCGAGCUUUAUUGACCGCGUGCUUGCCAUCAACGCGGCGGCGCUGCCCGAAACCUACGCCACGCGCGAGCGGAUCCGCGGCAUGCUCUCGUUGGCGCGCAGCGAGUUGCGCGCGCCCUUUUACGUGAGCUUGAACCAGAUGCUGAGCUUUUUCCGCGCGCCGCCUAUCCCGAUCGACGAGUUUGCCCGCGCCGCAGGCAAUAUGGGCCACGAGGUGUCGUUGACCCACGCCAAGAAAAACUGCGUAAAGACGUCGGCGCCUUGGAGCCACGUGCUUGUCAUUUUUGUUGCGUGGUUGCGCCGCAGCAACACCCGCCGCUUGCAAGAGUUGCAGACUCUGCUCGAACUGGAACAAGAUUCCGAGAAGCGCGCGCGGCUCGAGGAGAAGAUCGCCAAGUUGAGUGCGGAUUUGGGCGCCAGCGCGAACUUGACCCCGGGCAUGGUGGGCGCCGCGCUUUUGCGCACCGCGCCUCGCCUCGACGUGGACUUUGACACCGCCAACGACCAGAGCGCUCGCCUCGCCCAGUUGCGCCGCUUGAAAAUGGUGCGCUACCAGGAAAACCCAACAAAAAACUGGGGGCCCAUGGCACGCCCAGGCGGAAAAAACGACUAG
Messenger RNA from Clavispora lusitaniae ATCC 42720, 1920 nucleotides. RefSeq names its product tRNA (guanine26-N2)-dimethyltransferase (gene TRM1). The record is from RefSeq and is a predicted model, not a curated record. NCBI's taxonomy places the organism in Eukaryota, Fungi, Ascomycota, Pichiomycetes, Serinales, Metschnikowiaceae. Gene Ontology annotation, molecular function: tRNA (guanine(10)-N2)-methyltransferase activity; RNA binding. Gene Ontology annotation, biological process: tRNA N2-guanine methylation. Gene Ontology annotation, cellular component: nucleus.